Molecule: messenger RNA, 1797 nt
Organism: Fusarium keratoplasticum
Lineage: Eukaryota; Fungi; Ascomycota; Sordariomycetes; Hypocreales; Nectriaceae
Product: Zn(2)-C6 fungal-type domain-containing protein
Exons: 2
Coding region: 1-1797 (598 amino acids)
Biological process (GO): positive regulation of transcription by RNA polymerase II
Cellular component (GO): nucleus
Molecular function (GO): transcription cis-regulatory region binding; DNA-binding transcription factor activity, RNA polymerase II-specific; zinc ion binding
Source: RefSeq, a predicted model, not a curated record
AUGCCUAAACAGGCGAUCCCGGCCAGCACGACGCGGCCUCGUCCUCGUCGGCGAAAGCCAAUCCUCAGGGUCAAGACGGGAUGUUUCACUUGUCGAAACCGCAAGAAAAAGUGCGACGAAACACGGCCAGUCUGUGCCGGAUGUCUUCGCAACAAGGUAGCCUGUCGAUGGCCCGAUUCUCAUCCCCAUUCCCCGCCAAGUACAGAACACGGCAGUGGGGAGAAGGCACUUGACCUGAGACCAUCGGCUCCAAGCCCAGACGGCCAUGGACGACGAACCCCCGAGACUUUGACCAGCCCGGCAGACUUGGAUUUUGAUGUGGGAAUUGGAGAGACGCUGGAGGAGACUAUAACGGUUGACAUUGGUCCAUCGUCAAAUGUGUUGGAGCACGAAACUUCGCCGCCGGAGUCUUCUCCUGUCGCCACCACACAGGCACCCGCCGCAUCUGAACAGUUCGACCAAGUCAUCAAUUGCCUUCAGGAUGCAGCGCAAGAGACAGUGUCGAUUGACGCAGAUGGAGUAGUCGAGGGCGUUGGAGACGCCGUCAGCGAUGCACUCAUCAGGCUAUCCUGGGGCCAUUUUGACCAAGACCCUUUGAGCCUCGGGCACGCCUCUGUUCCGCCGGCUCCAUCCAUCAUGCCAGGCCUAGACGCUCAGUCGUUCGAGCUUAUGAGCCAUUACCUAGCCCGCACAGCCAUAAGCAUGGGUAACGGGUCAACGACGGCAAACCCAUUCGUCGUGCAGCUCAUACCGCUGUCUUUCGCCAAUCCCGUCGUCCUCGAGCUUAUGCUAUCCCAGAGCGCUUCUCAUCGUGCCGUCUUGGAAGGGGCGGGCUGGGCAGAUGCGGUAGCCCAGAACUACUACACCAAAUCCAUUCGUCUGUUUCGCAAUGCCGUCGCCGAUUAUCUGGCUGGCACUGAGGCGAGUCCGCUGUGGGUGACAAUUGGUGCACUCAUCAUGUGUUUCACCGAGACAGCGAAAGGUGAUACCAAUGGCGUCAUCUUUGACCAUCUCCAAGCAGUCGGUCCUCUUGUCAAAGACCUGGUCUCGAGGCAUCGACAUCUCCUUCCGGAUGGGUUACGCCCCUUCGUCAUAGAGUACUACGUCUACACGGCAAUCAUCAGCAUGAUAUCCAUGGACCCAUCGGCAAGCACGGGGCAUCUCCUCGCCCCAGAGCUAGAGUAUGAAGCACACUCUCUGGUCGAGAGUGGCUAUGUUGGUCAGCUCUGCGGCUCGUGGCUCCCGUUACUCCUCCUUAUCCCUCGCAUCUUUGACUUUGGCCGUCGAAGAGUUGCGGUGCGCGCCCAGCCUCCCUUCCCGACAGCAGACGACUUCCUCAAUUUUUCCAACCUACAGGCAGAGAUCACCUCGUUCACGCCGUCGCCACUGGUAGAGUCCGAAGUCGCUACUUGCGGCUACAUCUUCCAACAGGCAGUGCAUUUGUACCUUCUCACGGCCUUUGGGGUCGGUGACGCAGGGCAGGUCACUCAGCAGCUAAGGGUGGAAAACGCGUUGGUGAACGCCUUCCUCUACCUCGAGCAGCUCCCGUCAUCAGCACGCAUCAAUACCAGCAUGUGCUGGGCCUUGGCUGUUAUCGGAUCUUGCACAGCUGAUGACGAGCGGCGAGACGUGCUUCGGCAACGCCUGAAUACCAUGUUUGUCACGAUUGGUCUGGGAAACAUUUCUUCAACACUGUCACUUCUGGAACACAUCUGGGCACGGCCACGAGAGGAACAGAGUCCAUGGAUCAUUUGCCGGAUUAUGUAUGAAUACGAUAUGUGGAUCUCGCUUGCCUGA